CUCCGCCAAUGGCCGACUUUCCCGCUAAAGAAAGAGAGAGAACCCAUCGCAGCAUUUAUCCACCAUUUCCUUUUCCCCGGCCUUUCUCUCUCUUUGGCCUUGUUUCUUCUCCGCACCAUUGUUUCUCUGCAGAUCCGGAUUUGUGGCAAAUAGCGAUUAAAGAGGAGGAAUAAUAAUUUGUUGGGUACAUGCAUGGGUUUUUAGAUUGCUGUGCCUAGACAAAUUGUUUGAAAUAUGUCGUGCUGCGGCGGUGCGGAGGAGGAAAACUACGGCCCACCUGCCAACCAAUAUAACACUGCCCCACCCAGAGGGGGCGGUGGGAGUACAUAUGGAGGCGGAGGAAAUGACAGAGGAGAGCCAAGGAGUUCCAAUCCGGUAAAAAGUGGGGCUCCGGCAAAGGCCUUACCCAUUGAAAUUCCGGCUAUUCCCUUGGAUGAGUUAAAUAGGCUAACGAGUAACUUCGGCCAAAAGGCUUUGAUAGGAGAAGGUUCUUAUGGCCGGGUUUUCUAUGCAAAAUUAAGUAAUGGUAAGCCUGCUGCAAUUAAAAAGUUGGAUGCAGGUUCACAAGAGCCUGACUCAGAUUUUGGAUCUCAAUUAUCAACAGUGUCAAGACUUAAGCAUGAUCAUUUUGUGGAGUUGAUGGGGUAUUGCUUAGAGGGAAAUAAUCGAAUUUUGGUUUUCGAGUUUGCACAAAUGGGAUCUUUACAUGACAUAUUGCAUGGAAGGAAAGGAGUACAAGGAGCUGAGCCAGGUCCAGCUCUAAGUUGGAAUCAGAGAAUUAAAAUUGCCUAUGGUGCAGCCAAAGGCCUCGAGUAUCUGCACGAAAAGGUUCAACCUUCCAUUGUUCACCGGGAUGUAAGAUCCAGCAAUGUCCUACUCUUCGAUGAUCAUGUUGCCAAAAUUGCAGACUUCAACUUGACGAAUCAGUCAUCUGACACAGCCGCGCGACUUCAUUCGACUAGAGUUUUGGGAACUUUUGGCUAUCAUGCUCCUGAGUAUGCCAUGACGGGGCAGAUAACACAGAAGAGUGAUGUUUACAGUUUUGGGGUUGUUCUAUUAGAGCUCUUGACAGGGAGAAAACCUGUAGAUCAUACAAUGCCAAAAGGGCAACAGAGUCUUGUUACCUGGGCAACUCCAAGAUUGAGUGAGGACAAAGUGAAGCAGUGUGUUGAUCCUAAGCUAAACAACGACUACCCACCAAAGGCGAUUGCUAAGUUGGCAGCAGUGGCAGCACUUUGUGUUCAGUAUGAAGCUGACUUCAGGCCAAACAUGACAAUUGUUGUAAAGGCUCUACAGCCACUGCUCAAUUCAAAACCUGCAGGACCAGACGCAAACGCAUAAGAGUUACGAACUUAAAAUGACGAUAUUCUACCACAGAAUCUGCAGCAACUUGUCCUGUGUGCUUCAACGUAUCUUUCUUCUUUGUAAUCCCAUUCCCAUAAUGCUCUAAUGAAUCAAGACACAGUCACAAGAUUGUCAAUUUUCCGGUUCCGGAUAUUAAGAUUUGCAAGAUGGGAGAAGUGAAACUUUUGAAACUUUUAUGGAAGCAAGCAACCUAGUUACUCUAGUCUAAUGUUCCAUUUGUAUUUGUUUUUGCUACUCACGGCAUCUGUAAAGACGUAGAAGCUAUUAUUUGGAAAAACAAAUAGAUAUUUUCAUAGUGUU
Rosa chinensis is the source of this 1665-nucleotide messenger RNA. Its product is annotated as probable protein kinase At2g41970. Gene Ontology annotation, molecular function: protein tyrosine kinase activity; ATP binding. NCBI's taxonomy places the organism in Eukaryota, Viridiplantae, Streptophyta, Magnoliopsida, Rosales, Rosaceae. Gene Ontology annotation, biological process: protein phosphorylation. Bases 235 to 1341 code for a protein of 368 amino acids. The transcript has 8 exons. The record is from RefSeq and is a predicted model, not a curated record.